Molecule: messenger RNA, 1690 nt
Organism: Brassicogethes aeneus
Lineage: Eukaryota; Metazoa; Arthropoda; Insecta; Coleoptera; Nitidulidae
Source: the annotation of a GenBank genome assembly
UCCUUUUAACCUAACAUUUUUGUUAAAUGUCAGAAUAAUUGGCUUGUACGCGGGUAAUGAGUACGCCUAGUUGAAAACAUAAAAAUAUUUGGAGUAAAUUGGGUAUAAACAAUUAGUGCGAGUCGAGCAUUGAAAGUGAAAACCACUGUGGAGUUAUCAGUGCGAUAAGGCAGCCAAAAAUUCUCGUUUAUUCGAAUUGAAGUAUUAUUAGUAGUAGAACAACAAACAUGAGUGUGGUGGAUGUGGAGUCGUUGAAAAAAAAUAGGGUCUUGCACCUGUGUCUGGCCAUAACGUUUUUUUGUUCAGGGUUGAUUAUUAACGUAAUACAGUGUAUUUUGUAUUUAACCCUUCACAAAGUUAACAAGCCCUUGUACAGGAGGGUCAACAAGGUUCUGACUUACUGCAUUUUUUCACAGUUAUCAUUUCUUGGUGAUUACUGGUCAAAUACAACAGUUUACCACUAUGUUGACAAAGAUGUUUAUGAUAAAUAUUUCGGCAAAGAACAUGCAUUCUGUAUUAUGAACCAUUCGUAUGAUGUAGACUGGGUCCCUGGUUGGAUGGUAUGCGACAGACUUGGCAUGUUGGGGAAUUGCAAAGCCUAUGCCAAAUCCGCGACGAAGUACAUCCCUGUGUUGGGCUGGUGCUGGAAGUUUGGAGAAUUUGUUUUUCUUGAAAGAAACUUUGAAAAGGACAAGGAAAAUAUUCACCAACAAAUUGGGGAACUUGCCGAUUACCCCGAGCCCGUCUGGUUGCUACUGUUCCCUGAAGGCACGCGCUUCACCCCGGAAAAGCAAAAAGCUUCGGUGGAAUUUGCCGCCAAAAGCGGCAAAAAAGCUCUCAAGUACCACUUGAUUCCGCGCACCAAAGGUUUCAUAGCCAGCUUGCCGCGCAUGCAGGGCAAAAUCCACGCCCUCUACGACGUCGAGGUGGCUUACAAAGAGGAAGAGACCAAACCCACCAUCACCAACAUGCUGAUGGGCAAAAGCCUGAAAGCGCACAUGUACUACCACAGGAUACCCAUGGAGGAGGUGCCCAAGACCGAGGAAGGACAGGACCAGUUUUUGAGGGAUCUCUUUGAUAAAAAAGAUAGGAUGAGGGAAAGCUUCGCUCAAACCGGCGAUUUCUUCGCGACAUCUGGUGUCGAAAGGGUGGAACCAUUCACGGUACCCAGAAGCACAUUAACCUUGAUUAAUCUGGUGUUCUGGGCGACCGUCGUAUUGGUACCGAUAGCCUACUGCCUGUUAAAAUGGCUCGUCACUGGCCAGUUUCUUGCGUUCGGCAUCGUCGUCGGAUUAAUUGGCGCCCUGUAUGUGAUGAUGACUAAAGUGAUUGGCAUGUCAAAAACCGAAAAGGGGUCUUCAUACGGAUCGUCCACUCCAAAAAAAACAAAUUAAAUUAGUUUUCUUUAUAGCCGUUCGUUCUAAAUGUUGUAGGCUUGAGUGCCAACCAAAAAAAUCCAGUAUCAAAUAGACAAAAAUUAGUUGAGUUUAAUGUUCAAUAUUUUUGUUAAAAACGUAACAAAGUUAUUUAUUAGGUUUCAUUUUUUUUUAUUUUGUUGAUUUUUUGAAAGACUUUUUUUAAUGUAUUAUACAAUAAUAUAUUAUAUUGUAAUUAUAUUAUUUAUUUAAUGUGCUGUAAAUAAGAAUGAUGUAUUGUUUAGGGAUUACAGAUUAUACUUAACAAAGAUAUA